AGUGACGGGAGAGCGCUUCCUCCAAUCUUCAGAAUUAUUUUUGUAAGCCUUACUGCGUUGCUUUGUUGCCUUCCAGGUUCGCCAGGUUGCAUUUUGAUACCUCAUUUUCAUCUAACUCACUUCACAGCUCUCCCACUUGCCAACCCCUUCGACGAAGCCAACAUGAGCAGCUCGCCCAAGGACGGGGAGAAACCGCACGACGAGUCGCGAGAUCAUGGCGACGGCGACAACGAUGAGGAAGAGAUUUCGGCCAUGAAGCGGCGCGUGGCCGAGAUGGAGGCCGAGGCGGCCAAGCUGCGGGAGAUGCAGGCGUCGCUCGACCAGGCCCGCCAGGACCUGAGCGAGGACAAGGAGGACGUCGACAACCGGAGCAUAUUCGUCGGAAACGUCGAUUACUCGACCUCGCCCGAGGAGCUCCAGGCGCACUUCCAGAGCUGCGGCUCCAUCAACCGCGUCACCAUCCUGCUCGACAAGUUCACGGGCCAGCCAAAGGGUUACGCAUACGUCGAGUUCAGCGAGCCCAGCCUCGUCGCCCAAGCCCUCGUGCUCAACGACAGUGUUUUUAAAGGACGAACCAUCAAGGUGGAGCCGAAGCGGACAAACAUCCCGGGCAUGUCGCGCGGGCGCGGGAGGAGUGGGUUCCGCGGCGGUGGCCGUGGUGGUUUCUACGGCGGGAGAGGUGGCGGCUACGGAUAUUCGGUGAGAGGAGGAGGAUACCGCGGGGGCUACCGGGGCCGGGGUCGCGGGUUCGCACCUUACUGAAGUGUAUUCGGAGUCGCUUUGGAUGGGGGAUGUUAUUCUCCAAGGAGGUUGACGGUCUUUCGGCCCCCUUGAUAUAGGACCGGGCAGGGCUCGUCGAUGUCUUUUCUGUUUUCUCUCUUUUUGUACCAACGGGAUACUUUGUAUUGUUUGCUUCGGCAAGGCGUCAGAGGGUUUGGGCAAAAGAACGGAAAGUCAGCUCGGGGAAAUCCCGGGGCAUGAUCGACAAAAGGUCGUUGUUCGAAAUCCCCUCAUUGGCAGGAGACGUAUCGAGGAUUGCUUCGUCUUCCAUUAUAUGAUUAUUGGGAGGAUCCUAGCUGUUCUCGAGUGCCGAGUC
Messenger RNA from Parathielavia appendiculata, 1096 nucleotides. Its product is annotated as RNA-binding domain-containing protein. The transcript is spliced from 4 exons. NCBI's taxonomy places the organism in Eukaryota, Fungi, Ascomycota, Sordariomycetes, Sordariales, Chaetomiaceae. Gene Ontology annotation, cellular component: cytoplasm. Gene Ontology annotation, molecular function: poly(A) binding. Bases 163 to 762 code for a protein of 199 amino acids. The record is from RefSeq and is a predicted model, not a curated record.